AUGGAUGACUGGCUGCGCGGUCUGGGACGACUGUUGGGACUGGCCGUAUGCCGGGAUGACGUGCUGUUCCCGGUCCCCUUUCCGCUUGCCCUUUUCAAAUUACUGCUGGGCCAGACGCUGCGAAUCGAGGAUCUCGAGGCCUUCCGUCCCACGAUUGUAGCCAGUGUCAAGUGCAUCGGCCAGAUGAACGAGCUGGACGACAUGGGCUUGACGUUCAGUGUAGAUGACGACACUGGCGAUGACAUUGAGCUCAUGGAGGAUGGGGCCAACGUGGCUGUAACACGCUUUAACCGGAACACCUACCUACGACUCUUUGUCGAGUAUUACCUGGGCCGCCACCUGCCCCUCCUACAGCUUGUGCGCGGCUUUCACGAUGCGUGCCCGGCGCAUCUGGCCUGUAUCUUUUCGCCAGGCGAGCUGCAACAGCUAGUACGGGGCAAGCCCGACAUUGACGUACAGGACAUGAUUGAAAAUAUGCGGGUUGCAUCUCCGCGACCAGACGCGGCCACGCUUGACUAUUUUGUGACCGUCUUGGGAGAACUCACACCGGAGCAGUGCUCCAAAUUUCUGAUAUUCACAACCGGCAAUGCAGUCCCGCCGGUGCACGGGUUUGCAACGAUGCACCCGCCCCUCUCUGUUUCGGGCAGUCACGCAAGCUUGGUUGACUCGCUUCUCGUCAGUCAUACAUGCUUCAACAGCGUGGAGCUGCCUCGCUAUACGUCGCUGGAGGUGUGCCGCGAGAAGGUUCUCUUCUCCAUUAGCAACGUCAAUGCGGCCGACCUUGGCCGUUGGUAG
Molecule: messenger RNA, 795 nt
Organism: Monosiga brevicollis MX1
Lineage: Eukaryota; Choanoflagellata; Craspedida; Salpingoecidae
Exons: 2
Coding region: 1-795 (264 amino acids)
Molecular function (GO): ubiquitin-protein transferase activity
Source: RefSeq, a predicted model, not a curated record